CAGCCGGGAGAGAGAGUCCGGCCCGCUGAGGAUUGGGAGCUGCUACCUGAAUGUGUUGGAGCGGGGCUGGGAGCUGGUUUGUGAACCUGGCUUGUAAAACUUGGCUACCGGGCUCCUUUCCUCCAGCCAUCUGAACACUAUUAAAGUUAUCGCUGUUAGUGGUUCCGCUAGGCGAGGAGCUUCUCGUGGACAGGGACUGUAUUUAGUUCAUCCCGGUGUCUCCAGCGGUGCGUACAGGGCCUGGAACAUAGUUUUAUUCAGGUGAGGAAUACUGUGCCUAUCACUCAACAAGUUUCACCCUUCUGUCUAAAUGACUUUUGUGCCAGUAAUACCAGAGUCCUACAGCCAUGUUCUCGCAGAGUUUGAGUCUCUGGAUCCAUUACUCUCAGCCCUACGGCUGGACUCCAGUCGUCUAAAGUGCACGAGCAUAGCUGUGUCUCGGAAAUGGUUGGCUUUGGGCAGUUCAGGAGGAGGACUCAAUCUCAUUCAGAAAGAAGGCUGGAAGCACAGGCUUUUUCUUUCACACAGGGAAGGUGCAAUUUCUCAGGUCGCCUGUUGUUUACAUGAUGAUGAUUAUGUUGCUGUAGCUACCAGUCAAGGUCUUGUAAUUGUUUGGGAAUUAAAUCAAGAGCGUCGUGGGAAACCAGAACGAAUUUAUGUGUCUUCAGAACACAAAGGCCGAAAAGUUACAGCUCUCUGUUGGGAUACAGCUAUUCUUAGAGUUUUUGUAGGUGAUCAUGUAGGGAAAGUUUCUGCCAUCAAACUCAACACUUCUAAACAAGCAAAGGCAACUGCUGCCUUUGUGAUGUUUCCUGUUCAAACAAUAACAACAGUUGACUCCUGUAUUGUCCAGUUAGAUUAUAUGGAUGGAAGACUACUUAUAUCUUCACUUACUCGAUCUUUCUUGUGUGACACUGAAAGAGAAAAGUUUUGGAAAAUUGGAAACAAGGAAAGAGAUGGGGAAUAUGGAGCUUGUUUCUUUCCUGGAAGAUGUUCUGGGGGCCAGCAACCUCUGUUAUAUUGUGCUCGCCCUGGCUCCAGGAUGUGGGAGGUGAACUUUGAUGGUGAAGUUAUAAGUACACAUCAGUUCAAGAAACUCCUUUCAUUGCCACCUCUCCCUGUGAUUUCUCAAAGAUCGGACCCUCAGUAUGAUCAUACAGUUGGAUCCUCCCAGUCUUUGUCUUUCCCCAAACUCUUGUAUCUUAGUGAGCAUUGUGUGCUGACUUGGACAGAAAGAGGAAUUUAUAUUUUCAUUCCUCAGAAUGUUCAAGUUCUUCUUUGGAGUGAAGUCAAAGAUAUUCAGGAUGUAGCUGUCUGUAAGAAUGAACUGUUCUGUUUGCACGUAAAUGGGAAAGUCUUACAUCUUUCCCUGUUAUCUGUGGAGCGCUGUGUGGAACGCCUGCUGAGGAGAGGCCUAUGGAACCUGGCUGCUCGCACAUGCUGUCUUUUCCAAAAUUCUAUCAUUGGUAGCAGAGCAAGAAAAACGCUGACUAUAGAAAAAUUGGAGCAUUUGAAAUCUCAGCUGGACCUUGCAACGUAUAGUGAUUUAAUUUCUCAACUUGAAGAAUUGAUCUUAAAAUUUGAACCUUUGGAUUCAGCUUGCAGCAGUAGAAGAAGCUCCAUUUCAUCACAUGAAAGUUUCAGUAUUUUGGACUCUGGUAUUUAUCGUAUCAUUAGUAGUAGAAGAGGCAGUCAGUCGGAUGAAGACUCUUGCUCCCUUCACAGCCAAACCCUCUCAGAAGAUGAGAGACUUAAAGAAUUCACCUCACAUCAGGAAGAGGACCAGCCAGAUCAGUGUUGUGGCUCACCUGGGAAUGAAGGUGAUGAAGACAAUGUUUCUCAUGUUCCAGUGACGUUUGAGACAGAUAAGAAUGAAACUUUUCUCCCCUUCGGCAUUCCAUUAUCAUUUCGUUCCCCAUCUCCUCUUGUGUCUCUUCAAGCUGUCAAAGAAAGCGUUUCUAGCUUUGUGCGUAAAACCACUGAGAAGAUUGGCACCCUUCACACAAGCCCUGAUAUGAAAGUGAGACCAGAACCCAGGGAUGAUGAACAAUCAUGUGAAGAGGAUGUGAGUUCAGUUACCUGCCCAAAGGAGGAAGACACUGAGGGGAGAAAAGAGAUAACUAGUCAACCUCUAGAAGAAGACAGGUUCCAAGCGCUCAAAGCAGCAACAGCAGAAGCAAUGACCAAGCUACAGGACCCUCUGGUUUUAUUUGAACCCAACUCUCUGAGAAUGGUUUUACAGGAGUGGCUUUCACAGUUAGAAAAAACAUUUGCCACGAAAGACUUUUCAGGCAUUUCAGAUACUGGCAACUUAUCCAUGAAAUCAAACCAGGAUAUGCUAUUGCUUAAUGAAUCAAAAAAGGGAAUAUUAGAUGAAAAUAAUGAAAAGGAAAAAAGGGACACUUUAGGCAAUGAAGAAACUGUUGAUCAAACAACAUGUGAAUCUGUAAGUAGUCUGAAGGAGUCCUCAGAUGACCUUUUUCAAGUAUGUUCUCCAUGUACCAUAGCAAAUGGUUUUCAGAAGGACCUGGCUGAAUUGACAACGUUGUGUUUGGAAUUGAAUGUAUUGAAUUCUGAGAUGAAAAGCACAAGCAGACAUAUGGACCACACUUUUCAACUCUGCUCUCCUGAAAUUCUGGCUUGUCGGUUCCUAAAGAAGUACUUUUUUCUCCUGGACUUGAAAAGAGCAAAGGAGAGUAUCAAGCUUAGUUAUGCUAACAGCCCUUGUGUUUGGGAUACUUUUAUUGAAGGAUUGCAAGAAAUGACUAGUUCCAAUCCUACGUGUACGCAGAUGGAAGAAGGAGACCUACCAACGAGAUUAAAGUUAUUAGAUGACUCAGUUCCUUUUGAUAGUCCUUUGUUGAUUGCUUAUGCUACCCGGUUGUAUGAGAAGUUUGGGGAAUCUGCUCUUCGAUCCUUAAUCAGGUUUUAUCCAUCCAUAUUGCCUUCGGAUAUCAUGCAACUUUGUCAUCAUCAUCCUGCUCAGUUUUUGGCCUAUUUAGACAGUCUGGUGAAAUCAAGGCCCGAAGAUCAGCGCAUGAAGAUUGGUGACUUUUCUGCCAAACUUUCUCUUAGGUCGUCCUUCCUUGAGUCUUUUCUACAACCAGAAUCUUUAAGAUUGGAUUGGCUGCUUUUGGCAGUGUCUCAUGAUGCUCCACCAAGCACAAGCACAAUGGAUGAUGAAGGAUGCCCCAGGCCUCAUUCACACUUGCUUUCCUGGGGUUACAGUCAGCUGAUCCUUCAUCUAAUUAAACUUCCUGCAGAUUUUACAACCAAAGAGAAAAUGACGGACAUCUGUAGGUCUUGUGGUUUCUGGCCUGGAUAUCUUACUCUCUGUUUGGAGCUGGAGAGAAGAAGAGAGGCCUUCACCAACAUUGUGUACCUGAAUGAUAUGAGCCUGAUGGAAGGGGACAGUGGUUGGAUCCCAGAGACUGUGGAGGAAUGGAAGCUUCUCCUACGUCUUGUACAGAACAAGAGCACAAGGCCAGCCCCCCAGGAGUCACUAAAUGGGAACCUCAGUGAUGGGCCUUCCCCCAUCAAUGUGGAGAAUGUGGCACUCCUGUUAGCCAAGGCCAUGGGCCCUGAUCGGGCUUGGUCACUGCUACAGGAAUGUGGUCUGGCUGUUGAGUUGUCAGAGAAGUUUACCAGAACCUGUGAUAUCCUGAGGAUUGCUGAGAAAAGGCAGAGAGCCUUGAUACAAAGUAUGCUUGAAAAGUGUGAUCGGUUUCUCUGGUCUCAGCAGGCCUAGUGGGAGAAGAUUUGGCAAGAUGUUAUGACAUUUUGAGAAAAACUGAAUCCUGAACCUUCUGAAUGCAUUUGUUAUUGAAGGAAAGGCCCCACCCCAAAACCCUGCCACUUUAUUGGGGCUACUUUUGUCAGUGUCUAUAACCUUGGCAUUUGUGGCUUAGCAACCUCAGUAUUUCUCAACCAAAGUUAGAUUUUGUAAGGAGUCAGUCCUUGUUUGCUGGAAUCAGAGUGUGCAUGUUCACAGCUGUGUGGUCUUUAUUCUUGCAGUUCAGCAGUAUUAUUUGCUCGUCCCCAGUGGAUUAAAGGGAGUUCUUUUCCUACCGUGGCUCCCAUGUUAGGAGCAGAAGCUUCUCAUCCUGGUGAGAAGAAGACAGAUAAUGUUAUUGACUGGAAUUGAAUUCUUUUUAUAUCUUGUCUGAGGCAGUCUAGAAAUUACUGAAAGAAGACCUGGUAUGAUGGAAUUAACGCAUAAAAUAGGUGAAACACUGAAGAUUCAAAUUAGAAAUUUGAAUAAAAUGUUCCUAUAUCUAAAUUAAGCUAAUUUAAAAUAUUUUUUUCUUAGUAUUUAUUUGACAUUUUCUAAUCUGAAGCAAUAUAUACAACUGACUAACUCAUUACUGGAAAUGUGUUAUCUUUAAUCUUUCCUAAACUGAGUAGCCUUAAAGAAUUAUGCACUUUUAAAAAUUAUUUUUUAAAAAGCCAAAAUAAAAGAAA
Cynocephalus volans (Philippine flying lemur) is the source of this 4461-nucleotide messenger RNA. RefSeq names its product HPS5 biogenesis of lysosomal organelles complex 2 subunit 2 (gene HPS5). The record is from RefSeq and is a predicted model, not a curated record. The coding region runs from base 311 to 3748 and encodes 1145 amino acids. Lineage: Eukaryota; Metazoa; Chordata; Mammalia; Dermoptera; Cynocephalidae. Gene Ontology annotation, molecular function: protein binding. The transcript has 23 exons. Gene Ontology annotation, biological process: developmental pigmentation. Gene Ontology annotation, cellular component: cytoplasm.